Messenger RNA from Ruditapes philippinarum (Manila clam), 1003 nucleotides. RefSeq lists its product as uncharacterized. The record is from RefSeq and is a predicted model, not a curated record. Bases 356 to 949 code for a protein of 197 amino acids. The transcript is spliced from 2 exons. NCBI's taxonomy places the organism in Eukaryota, Metazoa, Mollusca, Bivalvia, Venerida, Veneridae.
AGCAGGAAUGCCUAUCAUUACAUUUUACUGAUAUAAUCUUAUUUUCAGAAUAAUAUAUAAACAAUGAAUAUUUUUCCUUAGCCUUAUUUAUACAUUUAAUAUCUUUUCAAAAUCAUUCAACAGGCACUAUUUUUUCUAUCUAUAGUAACAGUAAGCAUAACUUAAUGCAUUAUUUCAUGAUAUUCAUGCUAUUCAUAUCUUAUGUAAGGUUUUUAUCCAAUAGAGGGUUGUUCAUUAAAUUUAACUUAAUACACUUCAAUACAUUUUAAAGCACAAUAUUGAUUCUCUAUAUUGUUUACUUAAUAUUUUGUAACAUUCCUCUUUUUGUUAUUUAUUUUCAAGUCAUGCAUUUUUCAUGAAUUGUGUGAUUGCAGAGAGAAGUGGCUAUAUAAGCCAGUAUUUUCGGUCAUUUCAUUGCCUUGUCGACAGAUGCAAAAGAAAAAUGGAUAAUCUAGAGAUCUUAGCAGGUUACUCUGAAGCAUUAGAUGAGUUUAAUGCUCAGUUUAUAGAUAAUGACCAGAAGCCAGCAGAAAGGCCUCUCUGGCCUAAUAUUCCCUCCUGCUGCCCAGUUGAGGACUGUUUGGAAGUUUACCAGAGUUUCAGCAGCUUUGAACGACACUGGAACAAUAAACAUGUCAAUAAAAUAAAAUUAUACAAGUGUCCAAACUGCUCUUUCAAGUCGGCUAGAGAAUAUAAUGUAAGGAAACACCAAGAAAAGGUACAUAAAAUGAAGAGUGCGAUUGAAUUUGAAAAAUCUGAAAAUGGAAAAUACAUUAAUCCAGGAGACAAACUUCCAUACAGGUUUGAUCACCGCCAAAGAAUGUCUAAUAAAAGAAAAGCUAUUGAAGGGACAGACCUUCUAGUCAGAGGCGGACAAGUGUGCCGGGAUCAGUUCGCGGAAGAACACAAGGGAAAUGUCGUUGUUAAAUACAAACAGAAUAAAAAAUAAACUGUUUUGAAUUCAAUAAUCAGAGUGAAACAAAAAUUAUAUGUGAUUGAUUAU